CCGCCACUAUAAAAUGUUCCCGGCCACACAGCUGCACAAGUGCGCUGCUGAGCUGCGGUGAGGAGACUUGCUCCUCCCGGCUGCUCCUCCCACAGCCUAUCCGCGCGGGGCUGCUCCCAGCAAGGAGGACCAGACUAGAGGAAGGCACAGCACCCUCUCGGGCCCUCCACCAACAGCUCCAGCUGGAGGCAUCAACUCGAACCAAUUUAUCUGACUUCUGCCCAGACCCUGAAAUGCCAACUAUGUCAAGGCCUGCACUCGAUGUCAAGGGUGGUAGCAGCUCUGUGAAGGAGGAUGCCAACCAGGAGGUGAACUCUCUGGCCUACUCGAACCUUGGGGUGAAGGAUCGCAAAGCAGUGGCCAUCCUGCACUACCCCGCGGCCACUUCAAAUGGAGCCAAAACCAAUGGAACUCCCACUGGCUCCCCAGGAUCAGCAUCUCCAACAGGCUCACCUACCACCAGCAACCCUACCAAACCCCCAUCCUUCAAUCUGCACCCUGCCCCUCACCUGCUGGCAAGUAUGCAGCUGCAGAAGCUUAAUAGCCAGUAUCAUGGGGCAGCAGCGGCUGCUGCUGCCACUCCAGGCCAACCAGGGGAGGCAGAGCCCCCACAAAACUGGGGUUUGGGUGCCCAGGCAGGAGGAGCGGGAGCAUCGGGAUCAGCGUCUCCUCCUGCUGGUGCUCAGAGCCCUGCUAUCAUUGAUUCUGACCCAGUGGAUGAGGAGGUGCUGAUGUCGCUGGUGGUAGAACUGGGGCUAGACCGAGCCAAUGAGCUUCCUGAGCUGUGGCUGGGGCAGAAUGAGUUUGAUUUCACUGCAGAUUUUCCCUCUGGCUGCUGAUGCCAAGUGUCCCUAAAAAUCGAGGAGCAAAGCCACCAAUUCUGUUGUAAAUAAAAGUUACUUGCAAAGAGA
Molecule: messenger RNA, 911 nt
Organism: Phodopus roborovskii (desert hamster)
Lineage: Eukaryota; Metazoa; Chordata; Mammalia; Rodentia; Cricetidae
Gene: Cited1
Product: Cbp/p300 interacting transactivator with Glu/Asp rich carboxy-terminal domain 1
Exons: 3
Coding region: 234-839 (201 amino acids)
Biological process (GO): melanocyte differentiation; regulation of DNA-templated transcription
Cellular component (GO): nucleus
Source: RefSeq, a predicted model, not a curated record